AUGCAUUCUCCCAGCAACCCGUUACCUCCUCAAGGUCUCGUUGGCGACCCAAUCGAGAAAAGCAAAAUUACUGCUUCUCGGCCGCCUCCGUUUGAUGUUGAUCCGAUAAGAUCCCGCUUUGAACUAUAUAUCAACUGUCAAAGUCGCCCUUACUUAUCUUUCAUCACCAGCUUCACUAUCAAUUCACUUCUAGUCCCUGAUCGUUCAGCAACCCCCCCAACCCCACCUACUGAACAGCAAUUAACUCACUUCCCCAAAUCUUUGAUCGCCUUCUGAAUCCCAAUACCCUUUCAAAAUGUCUCAACUUAGCUAUGCCCGCUAUGGCAAGGACAACAUCCGCCUGUAUAAGCGCGAGAUAGACGAGAAGACUGGCACUCAGUCGGUCGUCGAGAUGACUGUCUGCAUUCUCCUUGAGGGUGACAUCGACACCUCCUACACCCAAGCAGAUAACUCGGUCGUCGUUGCCACCGACACACAGAAGCAGACCUGCUACAUCCUCGCCAAACAGAACCCCAUUACCCCUCCCGAGCUCUUUGCCGCGAUUGUUGGCACCCAUUUCAUUGAGACGUACUCCCACAUCCACGCCGCACACGUCAAGAUUAUCCAGCACCGAUGGACUCGCAUGGAAGUGGACGGAAAGCCACACCCACAUUCGUUCCUCCGAGAUGGCGAGGAGGUCCGUGUUGUUGAAUCGGUGACACGCGAGGGUGAGGGAAUUUCCAUUCGUUCGAAGAUCGAAAAGCUCUUAGUGCUGAAGAGCACUGGAUCGGCCUUUUACGGCUUUCACCGUGAUGAAUACACCCAAUUAGGCGAGACAUGGGAUCGCAUUCUCAGCACAGAAGUCGAAGCUGGCUGGAAAUGGAAGCUCUUCAAGAAUCUUGCGGAAGUCAAGUCUGUCGUUCCCAAGUUCGACCAGGCAUGGCAAUCUUCCAGGGAAAUCACGCUCAAGACCUUUGCUACGGAUGCCAGUGCCAGUGUACAGAACACCAUGUACAAGAUGUGUGAUCAAAUUCUCGCUGCCAUUCCAUUGGUCGAGGCUGUUGAUUACUCACUUCCCAACAAGCAUUACUUCGAAAUUGAUCUGAGCUGGCACAAGGGCCUCAAGAACACUGGCAAGGACGCCACUGUGUAUGCUCCGCAAUCCAAUCCCAAUGGUCUCAUUCAAUGCACAGUCACCCGCAAGGAACCAAAGGCGAGGCUAUAGUGGCUUUGCAGUUCCAUCCUUAAAUAUUGUGCUAUACCCGUAACGACUUCAACGAAUCUGUACCAUAGAGCGAGUUGUUGUUGGUUUCGUGUUUCUUGUAGAUAACCUUAUAUACAACAACUUAUGUAGCAAAACUAGCAUUUACCCUCGCUAUCUGAGGGCCUCCCCCAC
This is a messenger RNA of Lindgomyces ingoldianus, 1375 nucleotides long. RefSeq names its product uricase. Gene Ontology annotation, biological process: urate catabolic process; purine nucleobase catabolic process. Gene Ontology annotation, molecular function: urate oxidase activity. Lineage: Eukaryota; Fungi; Ascomycota; Dothideomycetes; Pleosporales; Lindgomycetaceae. Gene Ontology annotation, cellular component: peroxisome. The record is from RefSeq and is a predicted model, not a curated record. The coding region runs from base 296 to 1204 and encodes 302 amino acids. The transcript is spliced from 3 exons.